Molecule: messenger RNA, 3244 nt
Organism: Xenopus laevis (African clawed frog)
Lineage: Eukaryota; Metazoa; Chordata; Amphibia; Anura; Pipidae
Gene: gpr171.L
Product: G protein-coupled receptor 171 L homeolog
Exons: 2
Coding region: 107-1051 (314 amino acids)
Biological process (GO): G protein-coupled purinergic nucleotide receptor signaling pathway; G protein-coupled receptor signaling pathway; signal transduction
Cellular component (GO): membrane; plasma membrane
Molecular function (GO): G protein-coupled purinergic nucleotide receptor activity; G protein-coupled receptor activity
Source: RefSeq, a predicted model, not a curated record
GCUCUGACUGCAACAUGACAGCUUUAAUGUAAUGUUUAAAGAAGCCCAUGGAAGACAAUAAAGCAGGCCACUGAAGCUGGUGAAAGUACAUCUAUACGUGGAUACAAUGACAGGAGGGUCCAAUAGUUCUGAUAUAGUCUGCGAUGUGAACGGAGACCUGCACCCAUUUACUUACUUCUAUUACCUGAUAUUCAUGGUUGGAUUUUUUGGAAGCUGCUUUGCAUUGUGGGCCUUCACUAGAAGUGACAGCAGUCAAAAGUGCACAAGCAUUUACCUCAUCAACCUACUCAUAGCAGACUUUUUGCUCACGCUUGCCUUGCCAUUUAAGAUUGUUGUAGACCUUGGCCUUGCGACAUGGAAUCUGAAAAUAUUUCACUGCCAGGUCACAGCAGUUAUCAUAUACAUCAACAUGUACCUAUCCAUUAUUUUCCUGGGCUUUGUAAGUAUGGACCGAUGCCUACAAACAAUCAACAGUUCCAAACUGUAUCGAGUGCAAAAGAGGGGGUUCGCCAAGAUGAUAUCUGCAGUUGUUUGGACAUUGAUACUUUUUAUAAUGAUGCCAAAUAUGCUGAUACCUAUUAAAGACAUUCCAGAAAGGGAUAUUGUUGGCUGCAUUGACUUUAAACAAGAAAUUGGAAAGCACUGGCAUGUUCUUUCAAAUUUCAUAAGCCUCGCAAUAUUUUUCAACUUCUCCUGCAUUAUUUUAUUCUCAAAUUUUCUUACCAUAAAACGGCUUUACAGGAACAAGGAUUGUGAUGAAUUUCACAACAUCAAACAAGCUUUGGUACAGAUUCUGCUUGUGACGGCUGGAUACGUGAUCUGUUUUGUCCCCUACCACAUUGUUCGCAUCCCAUACACUUUGAGCCAAAGCAACAUUAUAAUGGACUGUGGCCUGAAGCAAGUACUUUUCCAUGCAAAAGAAUCUACUCUCUUGCUUUCAGUUUCUAACUUGUGUUUUGACCCUAUACUCUACUUUUACUUUUCUAAGACAUUCAGAACCAAAAUCACCAAGACUUUUUCAAUGAAAAAAGAGGUAACAACUGUCAAUUAAGUUAAUAAUCUGCUAUCAUUGUGAAACAUAUUGCAGCAGCCUCUACAACAAGGUUUCUAAACUUGCCACUUUGAGGACCUACUUUAAGUCUAAUGAGUCAGAUUCAUGGCCAAAGAGUUGGUUUAGAAUUAAUUUAACCCUCUUUUAAAUUAUUGAUUGUUGAAGGAAGACGUUUCUCUUUAUUUAUACAGUUAGGUGGACACCCGCCCUGAACAGCUUAGGGGACCCAUUUUUGCAUUGUAACUGUUGUAAAGGGAUACUGACCCCAGAAAUUUUUUCUAUCUAUCAUAACAUUAUUUUUACUGCUAUUCAUAAUUUUGCACUUUAUUUUUACUGCUAUUCAUAAUUUUGCACUUUGUCCACUGUGUGGGGCAUUGUACGAGUCCUAUAGCAUAUAUAACAAAAUAUCAAAAAAUCUUAAUGUAAAAUAUGUUAAGGUUCGAUAACCAUUACCCCAGGUGCAAGUGCAAAAAGAGUGCAAAAUUGUACCCCUUUAAAGCCAAGCAGUUGCCACAAUGGUCUAGGAAUGCAAUGAUGUGCAGGGCGGUCAGUUAUAUGGAAGUCCUGUACUUAAAACCUGUCAUAAAUAGUGCUGUCCUGCAUUAUUUAUACCCUGUCAUACCCUAGCCUGUGCAUCAGAGUGAUAUGCAUGCUAGGAAGUAUCCCAAGGGUCAUCCACAUGCCAAAUGUAGAACAAGUCCAGAGGCACUCGCACACCCUGGCCUUCACCAAAAACGAUCCCCUGGUGUACAGCAAAAUAGAGGAAACAGCAACCUCAGUAUCCAGUAGCAGCAAAUAUUCACCGGCACACAGGUAUUGCAAGCAUGCUUGACAAAGAGGGUAACCCCCGAAACGUUGCAUGCUGCAAUAAAUCUUAAGCAAGGUAUAACCUGCUUGCAUUACCUGUGUGCCAGUGAAUUUUCAUCCACAUGCCACCCACAGCCAACUUUCUCUGCCAAAUGCAGUCAGUGCCAUUUGAAAGUGAUGGGCAGCCCUUUGCCCUCUAUUCAAGUAUGCAAAGUGGUGCACUUCAGGACACAGCCCAUUGCAGAGUCAGGGUAUACAAAGCUGCUAAUUAUGGGUUGUGAAGACGUGGGGCAGCAAGUAGUUGGCGGGUUUGGUAGAUAAUAGGUGGAGUUUCACAAAUGGGUGUUGCCGGGGGUGUAUCAGGAUAUGACCAUGUGUGCACAUUUUAUUUUCACUGUCCCAGGGACCUGGCUAACCCAUGGGCUAAUAACUGGGGCCCCUUGGGGGUACUUGUAAUCUAGGACCCUACAAUUGCUGAUAGUGGUGCUGCCCAUGGGACAACUUACAAAGUGAAAAAACAGAGUGAUUUGCAACCUGGAAAUCCCCAGGAGUUACUGUCAGAGCGACUGAUUUCAAAGCAAAGAUAAGGGGAAAGAGACAAAAAACAUUUAAAGGAAAUGCCAUCCUUUAAAACAAAUGAAUAUACAUUUAUCAGAACUGUUGAAAAAAACCACACAGGACUAUAUACUCAUGUACAUUUAGCUCACAAUUUAAAAAAAAAAAAAAUUAACAUUUUGCCACCUGUUUUAUACAAGAAGUUGAAAGGGAUCCAGCUCAGAAGUAUGUCAGAUGAGUUAUGGCAGGAAUGAUGCAAACUUGACUAUUGUUACUGACUGGCUUGCAGGUCCAUGUACCAUGGAGUAGUGAUGGGCGAAUAAAUUCAUCUGGUGCAAAUUUGUGGCAAGAAAAAAAUUAUGGACACUUGUCCGAAAAGUCGACCAAACUUCGGAUGCCCAUUGAUUUUAUAGCGCCAUUUUUUUCCGUGAACAGGAGAAAUUUCGCUCAUCACUACCAUGGAGCAGACUGACUGCCAGCAAAUGAAAUAAGUCUAAUGGUUUUACACAUACUAUUUGCUGUUUUUAAACUAUAAUAUUCAAUUCCUAUUAAUAUCUCUAAAAGUCUUAAAGGAAAACUUUACCACAAAAUGAAUACUUAAGCAACAUCUUACCCAACUAGGAUAUAGAUAUCAGUAAAUAGUGCCCUUUUAUAUCUCUUGAACCACCAUUUUGUGAUGGUCUGCAAAGGUGUAACUAUAGAGGAAGCUUCCUCUAUAGGGUCUGCUUUCUCAAUAACUAACAAGAAAAAUCAGAGUGUUCCAGGCCCCUCUGAAGAUUUUUUUGCACUGUGUGCUGCGUCAGAGAUCACCUGACCAGAAAUACAACUCUA